Messenger RNA from Oncorhynchus kisutch (coho salmon), 10198 nucleotides. RefSeq names its product diacylglycerol kinase zeta-like. The transcript has 37 exons. The record is from RefSeq and is a predicted model, not a curated record. Gene Ontology annotation, molecular function: protein binding; ATP-dependent diacylglycerol kinase activity. Bases 8 to 4387 code for a protein of 1459 amino acids. Lineage: Eukaryota; Metazoa; Chordata; Actinopteri; Salmoniformes; Salmonidae. Gene Ontology annotation, cellular component: glutamatergic synapse; plasma membrane. Gene Ontology annotation, biological process: phospholipase C-activating G protein-coupled receptor signaling pathway.
CCUCCACAUGAACCGCUCUGUUGUCGCUCACUCUCUUUCUCUCUUUCUCUUUCCCUCUCGCUCUGUCACACAUGGACUAAAAGUUAGACAAACUGGGGAGAGGCGUGGAUGGUUGUUUACCUGCUUCCAUCAGCCACUGCAGAGGGACAGUGAAAAGGGGACCCAGAAGCUGUGGGUUGUCAUGGACACCUUUUUCCGCCGGCACUUUAGACUGAAAGGGGCUGGGCAAUCCCGACACAGACGGCCUGGCGUGGCAGUGCCCACAAGCAAGGCUCGCCGGCGCUCCAGUGUAGGACUGCCCUCUGCUGGCCUGGUCCAACGUAGACGCUCUAGUGUGGGACUGCCAUUCACAGGUCCUGUCGGACACAGAAGAUCCAGUGUAGGCCUGUCGCCGACGGCUCAAGCCCAACGAAGACACUCCAGUGUUGGCCUGCCGUCAGGUUAUGUGGGCCGUAGAUUCUCCAGUGUGGGCUUGGCCUGCGCUGCUCACCAACAACGCAGGCACUCCAGCGAGGUGCAGGGGGUGCACUGUUGUUAUGGAGGCGGGAAGCUAGUGAGGACCAGAUACUACACCAGGCGUCGUUCUAGCACCACCGUGGCCUGUGUCAACCCCCGCUUCUCUGUCCGCCGCCGGCAAGCCGGCAAGCUCCGAACCAUCGACACCCACCUGCUGGGGCCCUCCAUGCUGCUGGCCAGCCUGGUCCAGAUGAGUGAGGAGCAGCAGAAGGGGGCACCAGAGGCGCAGGGUGGUGAGGGGGCGUCAGGAGAGGACACUGAGAGCUGCCCCUCCUCGUGCUGCUCUGAGUCAGAGGGGGACAGCUGCAGUCAGAGAGAGUGUAGCACCAGGUCAGAGGGCAGCGGGAGUGAACGAGAGGGGACUGCGGCAUCAUCAUCAUCACAUCCAGAGGGAGAGAGGACGUGGGAGGACUGGAAUCAGGCUCAUAGUAUGGCAGCCUUAACGAUGGAGAACAUCCAGCCCCGGCCCCUGAGCCGCGCCCUGCGCUGCCUGCGCCGUAACUCCUCCCAGCUGCUGCCGGCAGAGGCGGUGCACCGUAGCAGGGCUGUCUACGGUGUGCACGGGCGUUAUCGACACUCCAGCCAGUUACGUAGGCCUUCCACCAUCUCCAACAGCGCCUGGCCAGGCAGGCUAGUCCACCCGCCCAGCCGCAGGAGCUCUAUAGUGGCCUGCCACUCCUCCCGUUCCCUAUAUAGGAACUGUUCCGCCUGCUGGAAACCCAGAGGCCGCAGGGAGUCCCUCAGCCCCCUGCAUGGCAUCUACUAUGACCCCCGCCUGGAGACUUGGAGUGGGUUCGUCUCGAAGGCCAUCGCUAAAUCGGGUCUACAGCACCUGUCUGCCCAGCCCAGUGCCUCAGCCCUGGCCAAGUUUGACCCAGACAGGGAGAUCCGGAGCAGCUGUGACUGGACCGAGAACGCCCUGUAUGGGGAGCACAUCUGGUUUGAGACCAAUGUCUCUGGGGACUUCUGUUACGUCGGAGAGCAGCACUGCUUCGCCAAGACACUGCAAAAAUCUGUAGCCCGGAAAAAGUGUGCAGCCUGCAAGAUAGUGGUUCACACAAUCUGCAUAGAGCAGUUAGAAAAGUUAUUCGACACCAAGGCUAUUCCAAAUGAAGCCAGCCUGCUUAUCGAAGACCCCAACUUUAGAAUCAACUUUAGGUGUAAACCGUCAUUCAGGGAAUCGGGGUCUAGGAAUAUACGAGAGCCAGUCCUCCAAAGACAAGGCGCUCUAAAGUGCCACAGGCGGAUGGCUAACUGCAUGGCCACCCCUUUCCUGAGCCAGUCCCAGCCCACCGUAGUGCGGCACCAUUGGGUCCACCGGAGGCGCCAGGAUGGGAAGUGUCGGCAGUGUGGGAAGGGUUUCCAGCAGAAGUUUGCCUUUCAUAGCAAAGAGAUUGUGGCCAUCAGCUGUUCGUGGUGUAAACAGGCAGUAAGUUGGAAGUAUCACAACAAGGUGUCCUGCUUCAUGCUGCAGCAGAUCGAGGAGCCCUGCUCCCUGGGUGCCCAUGCCUCUGUGAUCGUACCCUCUACCUGGAUCCUCCGGGUCCGAAGACCUCAGACCUCACUAAAGUCGAGUAAAAAGAAAAAACGGACCUCGUUUAAGCGCAAGUCCAGCAAAAAGGGAGUAGAGGAGGCGCGCUGGAAGCCCUUCAUAGUUAGACCCAUUCCCUCUCAGCUCAUGAAGCCGCUGUUGGUGUUUGUCAACCCGAAGAGUGGGGGAAAUCAGGGAGCCAAGAUUAUCCAGUCGUUCAUGUGGUACCUGAACCCCCGCCAAGUAUUCGACCUGAGUCUGGGAGGACCCAAGGAUGGGUUAGAAAUGUACCGUAAGGUGCAUAACCUGAGGAUACUGGCAUGUGGAGGUGAUGGCACGGUGGGCUGGAUCCUGUCUGCUCUGGACCAGCUCCAGUUGAACCCCCAGCCUGCAGUAGCCAUCCUGCCUCUGGGGACAGGCAACGACCUGGCCAGGACCCUCAACUGGGGUGGUGGUUACACAGAUGAGCCGGUGUCUAAGAUCCUGUCUCAUGUAGAGGAUGGGAACAUCGUCCAGCUCGACCGGUGGAAUCUAGUAGUGGAGCCCAACCAGGAUGCUGGUGCAGAGGAGAGGGAUGAGCAGCAGACCGACAAGCUCCCCCUCGACGUCUUCAACAACUACUUCAGCCUCGGCUUCGACGCACACGUGACACUAGAAUUCCACGAGUCUCGAGAGGCCAACCCUGAGAAAUUCAACAGCCGCUUUCGGAACAAGAUGUUCUAUGCAGGGACAGCCUUCUCAGACUUCCUCAUGGGCAGCUCCAAAGACCUAGCCAAACACAUCAAGGUCGUGUGCGACGGCACCGACCUCACCUCAAAGGUUCAGGAUCUGAAGCUGCAGUGUUUGGUGUUCCUCAACAUUCCCAGAUACUGUGCUGGUACCAUGCCAUGGGGAAACCCAAGCGAGCACCAUGACUUUGAGCCACAACGGCACGACGACGGCUGCAUUGAAGUUAUCGGCUUCACCAUGACCUCUCUGGCAGCACUGCAGGUUGGAGGUCAUGGUGAGCGGCUGAACCAGUGCAGAGAGGUGACGCUCACCACCUACAAGUCCAUCCCCAUGCAGGUAGAUGGGGAGCCGUGCAAGCUAGCCCCUUCCACCAUCCGGAUCUCCCUGAGGAACCAAGCCAACAUGGUGCAGAAGGCCAAGAGGAAGACCUCUAUACCGCAGCUCAACGACCAGCAGCCCUUCCCGGAGAGAUUAAGGAUCCGGGUGAACCGUAUUAGCAUGCACGACUAUGAGGCCCUGCAUUACGACAAGGAGAAACUUAAAGAAGCCUCUAUCCCGCUGGGCCUCAUCGUUGUCCCGGGAGACAGUGACCUGGAAACAUGUCGCUCCCACAUUGAGAGGCUCCAAGAGGACUUCGUCUCCAUUCAUCCCUCCUUCAAACGACUGGUGCUCCAGGAGGAUGAGGGAGCUAAGUCAAAGACCCUUUCCUCGCAGAAGCUUUCGCCAAAGUGGUGCUUCUUGGACUCCACAACUGCAGAUCGAUUUUACAGAAUUGAUCGUGCUCAGGAACACCUAAACUAUGUGACCGAGAUAUCCCAAGACGAGCUCUUCAUUCUGGACCCUGAGAUGGUCGUCACGGAGACGGUGAGCACCUCACCAGGGAUGCCUGAUCUGGUGGAUUCAUCUGGUGAAUUCCCGGAGGCGUCUCCCAAGUUUGGAUUCCAGUCCUCCUCCUCUUCUCCCCCCUCACCGGGACCCAGGAUCAUGGAGCUUCAGAAGACCACUCAGAGGAAGCGAAUAUCCAGCGACAGCUCGGUGGUGGAGGCACUGGCACACAACGACUCUCUCAGGUCCAGUAAGCCUGCCCUCACCAGGGCCGGAUGUAUCCAUCGGUCUAACACUACUGCAGCUGAGAUCAACCCAACAUUGAGGUCGGAGAAGAAUUCACUGUGCAAUACAGACAAAGUAUCACCAGAAGUGUUGAUUGAAUGUGUGAAGAGCAAGGACCAUCUGAAGCUGAAGGAGCUGCACAAACUGGGAGCCGACCUGUCACUGCAGGACCCCUCAGGAUGCACCCUGCUCCACUAUGCUGUGGACACUGGUAGCAAGGACACUGUCAAAUACAUCCUGGACAAUGCACCCACAGAUAUCCUGGAUGUAACAGAAAAAGAAAAUGGGGAGACAGUGUUGCACAAAGCAGCGUCACUGUGUCAGAGGACUAUCUGUCACUACCUGGUAGAGGCAGGGGCAUCCCUCAUGAAGACCGACUUACAGGGUGACACACCAAAGCAUCGUGCAGAGAAGGCCAAGGAUGCAGAGCUGGCAGCCUACCUGGAGAACCGGCAGCACUACCAGAUGAUCCAGAGAGAGGACCAGGAGACAGCCGUGUGACUCUGCUCCCUGACCUCCAGCACCACUUCCCUAUCACCUAACCCCGUGCCAAACCUACUUUAGCUAAAAAAGGAAACUCACCAGAGAAGACGGUCAAAAGGGAGCCAGUGUUGUAUUCUCCUGCUAGGGAGUUGGUUGGAGUUCUACCAGAUGAGAGAUUCGUCAGGUCCACCAUGUGAGAUGCUUGUGACCAGUGGACUUGAUUAUUGCACUGCCCCCCCCCCCCCCCCCCCAAAAAAAAGCGUAUGUUUUGUGUCGGAACACUUGGAAGAGAUGGUUCUUCUGUUUCAUUUUUCCCCCCAGGUUGUGUUGCACUUGCAAUCCACCUAGACUGAAUGUUGAAAUGGUUAUGUAGAGAAUUGUGCUCCCAGGUUUUAGGACAGAAGCUUGGGUAAUUGACUGCCUUGGUAAUUGUAUUAUUAUACACUCCGAUGGAGCUGUAUCUCUCUGUGUCUAUAAAAGCAGCGUGAGCGUUUCAACCGUACGGAUCACAAUGACUCAGUGGAUUUCAAAAGGGUAUUAACACUCUGAUCCCUAGACCAGCUGUCUUUAAGGCUACCAAAAAAUGUCAUUAUUUUGAUGACGGUUUUAUUUGUUUAUAGUACUGCUGUUGAUUUUUUUAGUUUGAUUGAUUGAUUGAUUUGUCCACCCAUAAUGCAGUGUAAUGGGACAAAACGAUCCACGAAAGUGGGGAAUUUUUUACGUAACACUUCUCAUCACCAAACGAUUUGAAUUGAAUAGAUCAAUAUUGUUCUACCUUAUGGUCACUUGGCAAAUGUUUAUUUUAUUUGUUAGUGUUAAUAAGGAUAUUUGGUACUGUACACUUGUCGUAGUAGCUCUGUGUUAAUGCAGUGUAUGCACCUCAGCUCCAAUUGCCUUGAUUUUCUUAUUUUUUUGGCUGAUUCGUUUGUAUUUAAUGUACUUAUGUCAUGGUGUAUUUUUAUAGCAUUUUUAAGCAGAUUGAUGUUUAUAUAAUUUGUACAUAUUAUAAAUGUAACAUUUUUGUGUUUGGUCAUUACUUACUAUAAAAUGUGCAUUUUCUAUGUAUUUGUUUCAGAACUACAAAGCAUUUCUUCUCUCAUGUUGUUACAGAAGUCAAAGGCGUAUUUAUUCACCUCAACAUUUUUUUUACCGAUUAUGUUCAGCGAACUCAAAAAAAAUUCAGAUGGUUUGGGUUGUAAAAUUUACAAGGUGUUUGUUGUUGUUUUUUACAUUAAAAAUAAUUAUUAUAAUUUGUCUUCAUAAUAACCAUCAAUUUGAGGUUGCUAUUUAUUUUCCAUAGUUAUAAUCUCUGUUAAAAUAUGGCUGGUCAUUUAAAACAGAACUAUAAUCAAAUUUAAGUUAUAAAGACCUGUGAUGGUGUUCAUGUUACAUUUGCAUAGAGAGCUAGGGGAAGGAAUUGGUCUCAUUCCAAAAGCCAUCCUUCUGUAUAACUAGUUAACUAGUUUAAUGUAGAGCCACAGUAACUGUGGAUCUACUGUAUUCUGUCAGAUUGAAAUGAGUUGUUUCUCUGGAUGUUUUCUUUAAAUUAUUUAAUCGCUAAACAUACUUAUAAAACAUACUUGUAAACACAUUAACAAGGUUUCAUAUGCACAUUUUUGCUUGAUUCUGUUUGUUGUCAAAAGUUUCUAGUUUUGACCUUUGAAACAAUCUAUCAUGCAAACUAAGAUGCAUUUCAUUGUAAAUCAUUGCUGUUCUCUAUUAUGGCUAGAUACAUUUCUUAAUGUAUGACUGAAUCAGUUUCUGUGAUAGGAAAUAUGUUGUCAGUAAAAGUCCUCUCGUGUUUCUAAUUCCAGACUGACGAUAACAACAUAUUUUUUAUUUGAUGAUGAAAAGUAAAUGAACUGUGUAGUUCUACAUCAGUUAUUACGCCUCGUACAUAAUCAUAUGUUCUCACAGUUUAUUUUUUUUUGGGGGGGUACACUUUUUUUUUUAAUUGAAUUUUUAACAAUAGAAAACAUCCACAUACAAACGACAACACACAGACGCACACAAACAUCCACAACAUCACCCCUGCCUAGACCCACCUGCUCACACCCCCCCAUCUCCAGCGACCGCAUCACUCUCCGCCACACAGCCUCAAAGUGCACCAUUUCGUUUCAUGGUCACACUGGUUGUCAGCAUUUUCAUUUUCAAUAAUGAAGACAGUAGGCCCCCCAUUUAGAUGACUUCACUAUAAUUGAAAUAUCAUGUUAGCCUUGAGGCUGAGAAGAUUGGAUAUCAUCAUUUGAGGCAUUUAUGAUUAUACUGCAUACUGAAAGAGGUGCAUGUUUGAUCAGGUUAUGUAAAAUAUAUCCUCUUGUUCAGAGACUGACAUGGAUUUAUAUCAUUUGGAUGUAUAUUAACAUCAGGUUUUUAUUGAAGCCUUUUCUACCUGCACUAUUUUGUAUGUUUCAUGUAUUUGAGGAUCUGGACCAAGUUAAACAACUGUAGUUCACUGCGAUCUUGGAAAGUACACCGUGGAAUCAUUAUAAUAGUGUUUUUCCCAACUUACAGUAUAUAUUUGUCCAUUUCCAAUGGACAAAACAGCAUUAGGAUAUUCACAUUUACCAGAGGUUUUCUAAAUCCGUCUCCAGUCUCAUACCAUUGGGGAUUCUGAUUAUGUAGUACGCACAGUGCGUGUUGUUGUUGAUUGACAGACUUUUAUGGAGGCCUUGCAUGAUCUUUCCUCGAAGAGAUGAUUUGUGCCACCAAACACAAAAAAAGACAUUAUUGUAAAUGUCGUCUUUAUUUUACUUUUGUAUUCUUUUUUUCCUUUUUCUUUUUACUUAUACAGGUAAGUCGGUUAAGAUUUUUUAUUUAUUUAAAAUGACGACUUGUCAACAAUAUUGAAUCAAUUAUGAAAUGGUCACGUCAGAUUUCUAAUGAACAUAUACAGUGCUUUCGCAAAGUAUUCAGACCCCUUGACUUUUUCCACAUUUUGUUACGUUAUGGCCUUAUUCUAAAAUGGGUUAAACUGUAUUUUUCCCUCAUCAAUCUCCACACAGUACCCCAUAAUGUCAAAGCAAAAACAGGUGUUAAGACAUUUUGCCAAUAUAUUACAAAUAAAAAACUGAAAUAUCACAUUUACAUAAGUAUUCAGACCCUUUACUCAGUACUUUGUUGAAGCACCUUUGGCAGCGAUUACAGCCUCAAGUCUUAUUGGGUAUGACGCUACAAGCUUGGCACACCUGUAUUUGGGGAGUUUCUCCCAUUCUUCUCUGCAGAUCCUCUCAAGCUCUGUCACUUUGGAUGGGGAAUGUCGCUGCACAGCUGUUUUCAGGUCUCUCCAGAGAUGUUAGAUCGGGUUCAAGUCUUGACUCUGGUUCGGCCACUCAAGGACAUUUAAAGACUGAGUGUCCCAAGCCACUCCUGAGAUGUCUUGGCUGUGUACUUAGGAUCGUUGUCCUGUUGGAAUGUGAACCUUCGCCCCAGUCUGAGGUCCUGAGCACUCUGGAGCAGGUUUUCAUCAAGGAUCUCUCUGUACUUUGUUCCGUUCAUCUUUCCCUCAAUCCUGAUUAGUCUCCUAGUCCCUGCUGCUGAAAAACAUCCCCACAGCAUGAUGCUGCCACCACCAUGCCUCACUGUAGGGAUGGUUCCAGGUUUCCUCCAGACGUGAUGCUUGGUAUUCAGGCCAAAGAGUUCAAUCUUGGUUUCAUCAGAACUGAAAAUCUUGUUUCUCAUGGUCUGAGUCCUUUUGGUGCCUUUUGGAAAACUCCAAGUGGGCUGUCAUGUGCCUUUUACUGGGGGGUGGCUUCCGUCUGGCCACUCUACCAUAAAGGCCUGAUUGGUGGAGUGCUGCAGAGAUGGUUGUUCUUCUGGAAAGUUCUCCCAUCUCCACAGAGGAACUCUGGAGCUAUGUCAGAGUGACCAUUGGGUUCUUAGUCACCUCCCUGACCAAGACCAGCUAUAGGAAGAAUCUUGGUGGUUCCAAACUUCUUCCAUUUAAGAAUGAUGGAAGCCACUGUGUCCUGGGGAACUUCAAUGCUGAAAAAAUUGUGCUUCAACACAAUCUUUUCUCGGAGCUCAACGGACAAUUCAUUCGACCCCAUGGCUUGCUCUGACAUGCACUGUGGGACCUUAUAUAGACAGGUGUGCGCCUUUCCAAAUCAUGUCCAAUCAAUUGAAUUUACCACAGCUGGUCUCCAAUCAAGUUUGUAGGAACAUCUCAUGGAUGAUCAAUGGAAACAGGAUGCACCUGAGCUCAAUUUUGAGUCUCAUAGCAAAUGGUCUGAAUACUUAUGGAAAUAAGGUAUUCUUUUUUUUACAUCUGCAAGAAUGAAAAAUGAAACGUUUUUGCUUUGUCAUUAUGGGGUAUUGUGUGUAGAUUUAUGAGAAAAAAAUUAUCGAUUUUAGAACAAGGCUGUAAUGUAACACAAUGUGGAAAAAGUCAAGGGGUCUGAUUACUUUCCCCAUGCACUGUAUGUCCAAACCUACCACUGGAAUUAAACAAGCCAAAAUGUACAGAGGAAAACGUUGCUCAAACAUUUUACAUUCUAAAAGUCAGAGACACUUGUUGAAUUAGUAAGAUUGCUCAUGAUUAAUCUUGACAUCACUAUGUAAGGGGCAAUGCAUUUAUUAAUAAUCAUGCCUCAUUUGAUAUCCUGGUGAAAGUUGCCUUGGAAACUAAAGACAGCAUCUCUCCACAGCAUCUUAUCUAUCGUCUAUGAUCUACCAGAUUGUAGCAGUAUUUUUUGGUGUUUAAGUUUCAUCAGAAAAUAUUUUGACAACAGCAGAGGAAAGGCAAAACGGAGCAUGUAGUACAAAGUUACCUCUUGAAAUUGAGUUGAAUAACCUCAGCCUUACAGUAGUAUGUUUUGUGCGCUUGUACUACAGUAUACAGAUUUGAAUCUGGCCCAGAGACUUGCUAUCACAUCCCAAGCUAUUUUUUGACAUGUUCAUCGCUCCAUAAUGAGUUUUACUGUUGUCGUGUAAUUUUCUGUACAUUAACUCAGCCAUUUCAACAUCUCACAUUGUCACCUUAGCUUUGCGUAGUGCCUUUACCCAUAGCUUACGUUGAACAGAAAAUACAAGGCUAUUAUUAUCAGACACUAUUUCCUGUCAUGAGCUCUAUCCUGUUAUGGUGUGCGCAAGUAAACACUUCCCAUAGGUGUUAUCACCAAAUAAUUGAUUUUCUAUUUGAAAUGACACAUUCCCCCAACAUGAUAUUUUAAAUGCUAAUCUAAAGAUGCGUUAUAGCCCCACGUUCCAUGUUGUCGACUACUGCAAAGAGCACCCUCUCCCAUCGUCAUUUCCGUAUGUCCCCUGAUUUUAAAAGUACUAUCUUCAGUAGAAAUCCACUGUCUUUGAAUUACAUACAAGUGGAAAGUGCUCUUUGGAAUGGCAGGAGCGUGGAACUACCAAUGCUAUAACUGCAUUAACGCAAAACUUUAUUAGUGUUCAGUUGCAUGAGUGCAAUGCAGGCAGGGCUUACAGUGACUGAAUGGGGUCAGACAAUUUAAAUGCCUCUUUUAUGACAUUUUUAAGGAAGCUGCAGUAGAACAAGGAAUGGUAGUUUAUGUAUAUUAUCUGUGGUUUGUUUUGAGUUGCUGUGCAAUUCAGGUGCGAGAGUAUCUAUCACAAUUAAAAUAAAUAAAUAGAGAGAACAUUUAAAUUACUGUGCAAUAUUGUGUUUUUUUCUUUAUUCAAAAAUAUGCCAUUUUUUUUACUUCAUAUAAAUAGUGACCAAAACGUGAUGGACAGACUGGUGUGCAAUGUUGACGAUAUCAAUCUGUAUAGUUGUUUCUAUUGGCUGAUUUUGUUUUUGUUUUGUUUUUUUGUUAUCUGCUUGGGGGAGAAAAAAUAAUAAAGGAUGGUACUUAAACAACUGUA